Tricharina praecox is the source of this 1650-nucleotide messenger RNA. Its product is annotated as glycoside hydrolase superfamily. Lineage: Eukaryota; Fungi; Ascomycota; Pezizomycetes; Pezizales; Pyronemataceae. The record is from RefSeq and is a predicted model, not a curated record. Gene Ontology annotation, biological process: glucan catabolic process. The coding region runs from base 1 to 1650 and encodes 549 amino acids. The transcript is spliced from 5 exons. Gene Ontology annotation, cellular component: extracellular region; cell surface. Gene Ontology annotation, molecular function: beta-glucosidase activity.
AUGUUUCUGAAUCUACGGAGUCUUGCGAUCUUUGUCGCUGUUGGCGCGGAGUUUGCCGCUGCGGCGUGGACUAAUGUCACGGCCGAGUCGGCUUGGGCUGCUAUGAACCCGGGCUGGAACUUGGGCAAUACGCUCGAUGCCAUUCCGGAUGAGACGUCGUGGGGAAACCCUCUGGUUACCGCGACCCUCCUCGACUCCAUCAAAGCCGCCGGAAUCAACUCUAUCCGUCUCCCCGUAACCUGGACCGACCACUUCUCCUCGCAGGCCCCCGACUACCUAGUCACCACCGCCUGGAUGGACCGCGUCGAACAAAUAACCAACUGGUCUCUCGAGCGCGGGUUCUGGGUGGUCCUCAACGUCCACCACGACAGCUGGCAAUGGGCCGACAUGUCAUCCGACACCGAUCUUGACCUCAAGAUCGCCAAGUUCGAGGCGCUGUGGAAACAGAUCGCGGCUAGGUUCAAGGACAAGAGCGAGAAGCUGAUCCUGGAGUCGCUGAACGAGCCCCCAGGAUCGACCCAGGCCCAUGCCGAAAGGUACAACGAUCUCAAUCAGAGAUUCGUCAACAUCGUCCGCGCGUCCGGCGGCAACAACGGCAAGAGACUCCUCACCCUGCCGGGUCUGGCCACAAACAUUCAGAAGACUGUGGACUGGUUCACGGUCCCGACCAAUGCGGCGCCGUACAUCUUGCACGUGCACGAUUACGACCCGUGGGAUUUCGUCUCGACCUCCUGGGGACGUACCUUCUGGGGAACGGCCGCCGACAAGCAGGCGAUCGAGGACACCUUCAUCGCCCUUCAGAACCGCUUCCACGCACCCGCACUGAUCGGCGAGUGGGGACUGACCGGCAAAUCCGUCGAGAAUGCGGCUGGCUGGGUCUACUUCGACUUCUUCGUCCGCACCAGCCGAGCCUACAACCUGACCGCGCAGCUGUGGGACAAUGGCCUCGACCACUUCGACCGCACCACGCUGACGUGGCGCGACCCCGUCAAGGCGGACAUCAUCCAGAAGGCUGUCAAGGGCAUCUCCAACUCUCUCCCGGCGUACGACCAGACUGCGGCGCUGUACUUCAAGUCGGGAGCCACCCUCGCGGCAACAAACAUCAACCUGGUGUUCAACGGUAACACCAUCAGCUCCGUCGUCAACGCCUCCGGCAUGACCAUGAAGAAGGGCACCGACUACACCGUCACCACCGCCGGCAUCACCAUCUCAAAGGCAUACCUGACCACCGCGCUCUCCGGCAGUACCCUCGGCGUGCGCGACACCCUGACGAUAAAGUUCUCAGCGGGCAUCUCGCUCCCCUUCGAGCUGCGCCUAUACACCACCCCCACCCUUGGGCAGACAUCGUACACGCUAUCCUCCACUACAGACCUCUCGAUCCCGUUCGACGGCAAGGGCAGCACGCUCGCCACGGUCAAGGCGCUCCGCGCCGACGGAACCUACCUGAAGGAGGACUGGACGCAGUACCUGGGCGAUCUGCAGAAGGCCCGCAUCAACUGGGGCGACUUUGACGUUUCCGGCACUAACAUCGUCCUCUACGCCGCCCUGCUGAGCACUAUCCAAGCCACUGGUCAGGCCGUCACCCUCACGUUCGAAUUCUGGCCCAGGACUGUGGCGAACAAUGUUACCGCUAUUAUCUCCUUCGCCUAG